AUGGAGGACCAAAGCACUCCCAGUGGUCCGAGUAGCAGCAGUGUGUGUAGUAGUAGUGGCAGUGUGGGUGGUGGUGCUAAUACUAAUAGUAGCGCCAAGAAGCGACGAGCUGAGGUUGGUGAAAUGGCAGACCAAGCUCCUUGUGUCAAAAAACCAAAGUUGACCAGAAAGGAAUUGUUGGAACAAGCCAAGGCUCGAUUGAGGGAAGCUCAAGAAAAAAAGAAGCUGCUCCAACAGAAACUGGAAGAAGAACAAGCCGAACAACAAGCGACUAGUACUACUAGUAUGAACGAAGACUACUUUUACUAUCAUGAAUAUGACUAUGAGUACCACAUUCCACCCGUCACUGGAUCCAAAGACAGUCUACUCAUCACUCACAUUGAGUCCACUGGUCCUGCAGAGAAAGUCAGGUUCCAAAAGGAAGAUGAACAUUCCUGUAUUGAAGCCGUCAUGACCAUCAUCACCAAUAGAAGACGGUCUCUUUCACCCAGCAAUAACAACAGCAAUAACAAUGCUGCCAAUCCUCAAGGACCACCACAGAAAACAAUUCCAAGCAUACCUCCUCCUCCCAGGGAAACUAUCAGCAAACCAAUCACUAGUGAAGGAAGUACUACUGGUAGUGACAACAACCCAAAACCGGCGGCUCUCGAUGAAGGACUCAAGAGUCAAAGGCCCACUCAUUACCACAAACGGACUAACAGCAACAGCAAUGGAGACCAGCAACUACCGCAUCCCGCUGCCAAUCCAAUAGAACGGCGUCAUUCUCACACACAACCAACGCAGCCACUCAGAAUGCCGCCCCGACAAACGACCAGCAAUAGCAACAACAAUCCUCGAACAAAUCGACCACAGCCACCACCACCGUCAGCAUCAGGACCCGACAAACCAAAGGAAAAUCCACGACGAAACUCCAAUGGGCCACAGCAAUUGCAGCAGUCUCAGCAGCAACGUCCACCAUCCGCACCACCACAAAAGCGACCUUGGACACUGGCUCUGGCACAAGUGACCGGCAGAACGAUUGACUUCACGGCCGAUCUACCCACCAAAACGCCAUACUUGAUAAGAACACAAGAUCAAGGUGUCGUUGCCCAUGUACAGUUCUUUUCCAGUCCAGAUAAUCCGGCACUGUUGCAACACCAUCCAUCCAAACGACAUUUACAAGAUCAUUUCGCACCCAUAGGGAGACUGCCGUCCAACAACUCCAGUCAGUCAUGGAAAGGACAAGAGGUGCUUUCCUUUCUCAAACAUCAAGAUGAACGACGCAAAACAUAUCAGCCCCCGGCACGACGCAAUUUGCCCUUUACUCAUUGGGCACUCCUUGAUCUGGAACAACCACUCCAUCAAGCCAUUGAAUCGUUGGGGUACUUUACCGCAGCGCCAGCAGUCAAAAAUAAUGGAAAUGGAAGCAGCAGCAGCAAUAACGACAUUAGUUUUGCGGGAAAACUCAUUUGGAACAUGCACGACUUCUAUCAGCAACGAAACAACAACAACAACGCUGCUGCGUCAUCUUCCUCGAAACUCAGCAAAUGGGGUGAAGUGGUGUCGGCGGUGGCGACCUCGGGAAUACGCAAUAGUCCUUUGAUUGCCACGGUCCAGGGAUUUUACGAAUCGGCAGCCAAUACGAAACAACAGCAGGCGCAACAGCAACCCAUCAUGCCACCGGCCCUGAGGGCUCGCAAAGUCAUUCUACCCAAGUCACGAACGAUUGGAAUCAUCAUUGGUUCCAAUGCACGCAUGUCGGAACAGCCGACCAACAAUAAUCCACAAGUGGGAUGUUGUCAAGUCUUGUUUCCGAAUGGCAUGGCCAGUGGACCGCCGUCGGCACAGUCCCUCAAGGGUGCCAGAGCCAUCUUGAGGAGCAAGCAAUUCACGCUGGAGAGUUUGGUAUCAGCAGGUGGUGUCUUUCUGGCACAUGUAGUCCCUCAUGAAGGAAAGUUUCUUGGUCCGGAAUCCCGUCUUAUCGAGAGCCUCACGUGGAAACAUCUCAUCUUUGGGUCACUGGGCACCGUAUGCAAAAUCGCAACAAGAGAGGAAGCCUGA
Seminavis robusta is the source of this 2040-nucleotide messenger RNA. The record is from the annotation of a GenBank genome assembly. Lineage: Eukaryota; Bacillariophyta; Bacillariophyceae; Naviculales; Naviculaceae.